AUGGCCACUGGCCCACCAGAUGUCAGAUUGUUGUUUGGGCCUAUGCUCUUAGGUGUUUUCCUCAACAUGAUUCUUUACGGGAUCCUGAUCGUACAGAUGCUUUCUUACUUCAAGAUGUAUCGCAACGACUCGCUAUAUAUGAAGCUCUUUGUUGGAUACCUUCUGGUCGUCGAAACUGCAAACACGGCGUUGGAUAUGCACAUCAUGUACGAACCACUGAUUCUUAACUUCGGGCUGCCCGACACGAUUAAACGCUUUCCCACAUUGUUUGUCACUGAGCCACUCAUUAUCGUCCUUGUCUCUACGCCCAUCCAACUCUUCUUCGCUUGGCGGAUCUACAAGGUUACCAGGAGUUACUGGGUCCCCGCAGUUAUCUUUUUGUUCUCGAUCACUGCCCUUGCUGGUGGAGUCUGGACCACCGCCAAACUUGGCAUCAUCCAGCUCUUCUCGCGAAAGCCGGAGCUGCACACUCCCGCUCUGCUCUGGUUCCUCUCCGCUUCUGUUGCUGAUAUCUGCAUAACGGUUGCCUUAGUCGUCAGUCUUACACGACGUAAGACAGGGUUCGAAAGGACGGACUCAGUUAUAGAUAAGAUCAUUCGAAGUAGGAACUUCAUCUGGGAUCUUGCCCUCUCAAAGCUCUAUUCCAACUGUCUUCUCUCAACCCUCAACGCUCGUGAAACACUCGUCAAUCACCCUUCCUUAGGGUCCUCAAAUGGUAAUGUGAAUUGCAAUAUCAGCGCCAGUGGACCGCGAAGGCAUACAGAGUCAUUCAUGCCUCUGCGUGCGCCCAAUUUCUAUGAACUAGAUACACACGUCGUGAAGGCACGCGAGGGGUCGUUGGUCGAUGAUCUGGAGUACGGGGUCACCGUUACCAAGGUGGUAGAACAGCUAGAGGAGCCUGCUCCGAAGAGGUCUCAGUGGUAA
Molecule: messenger RNA, 924 nt
Organism: Pleurotus ostreatus (oyster mushroom)
Lineage: Eukaryota; Fungi; Basidiomycota; Agaricomycetes; Agaricales; Pleurotaceae
Exons: 16
Coding region: 1-924 (307 amino acids)
Source: RefSeq, a predicted model, not a curated record